CUCCCUAUAAGUAUUGCAAACCUUUGGUUUCUUGAACCAUUUUACAUAUACACACACCUCUCUCUCUCUCUUGACUCUCUCUCUCUCACACACACAUACACACACUGAUUGGUAUGCUGCCAAACAUGUUUCGACCUUUUAGAAGCGAUAAGUCAUCAAGGGCGAAGAAAAUUGAACUUGGAAUGAACGACGAGGACAUUUAUGGCGCGGAAGAGAGGCAUCAUCUUCAUUGUCUUCAUCAUUGUCAUUAUCAUCGACAACAACGAGGUUAUGGCGCGCAUCCGUCGUCUGUGCCAUUCCGAGGAGAUCCCCUCCAAACUUGCAACAAUUCCUCCUUGAAAUGCCACAAUAACAACAACUAUAGAAGCGGGCAGAGGUUGAAGAAGAGGAUGACGAGCAAAGUCUCCAAUUUCUCCGAUCUGAUCCAGCGUGUCACCGCCAAUUGCCUCCUCCACCCUCUCGCCGGAAUCUCCAGGGCGGACGAAUUAUCUGUCGCCGACGAGGAGGAGGAGGAAGUGUACCAGAACGCGGUGGCGGAGGAAGAGGAGGACGACGACGACGACGAAGAGGAUUAUAGGAUUGGAGCUAAUUGGGAAGAUGCGAAGCACGGCGAGGAUCCGCCACCGCCGGCGAAGGUAAUGGAGCUGCAGGUGAUGAUGAAUCAGGUGUUCGACGCCGUGUCGGCGAUGAAGAAGGCGUACGUUAGCCUCCAGGAGGCGCACUGUCCCUGGGAUCCGGAUAAAAUGCGCGUAGCUGACGUGGCGGUGGUUGCGGAGCUGCGGAGGUUGGGGCUGCUCCGAGAGAGGUUCAGGCGGAGCGUCGGAGGCGGCGGGAGGUGGCCGGGGAUGGGAAUCGGAAUCGGAAUGGGGGCGGCGACGCUCCGGGAAGUGGUGGCGCCGUACGAGGCGGCGAUGGAGCAGCUUAAGCGUGAGGUCAAGGCGAAGCAGGUGGAGGUCGAAAACCUCCGCGACAAGCUCAAAACGGCGACGUCUUUCGACCGCAGCGCCGGCGGCGGCGGCAAGUCGAAGGGAAAAUCUAAGCGGCGAGUAAGCUGUUCCACCCAAGUUGCUCCGGCGCCGGCGCCGGCAUCGGAGCUGUUCGAGUCGACGAUGACCAUCGUCAAAGAAGCCUCGAAAUCCUUUACGGCGCUUCUUCUCGCCCUCAUGCGUUCAGCCCAUUGGGACAUUGCUGCCGCAGUCCGGUCCAUCGAAGCCGCCUCAUCAGCCACCGCCACCACCGCCGCGCCAUUCCUCGACUCCGUGAUCAACAUCAACCACGCAAAGUAUGCGUUAGAGUCGUACGUCAACCGCAAGAUCUUCCAGGGGUUCGACCACGAGACAUUCUACAUGGACGGGAGCCUCUCCUCCAUUCUCCACCCAGACCAGCACCGUCGGGACUGCUUCACCCAAUACCGCGACAUGAAGGCCAUGGACCCUGUCGAGCUCCUCGGGAUAUUGCCUACGUGCGGCUUCGGGAACUUCUGCUUCAAGAAGUACCUCUCCAUCGUCCACCCCAAAAUGGAGGAGUCGUUGUUCGGAGACUUGGAGCAGCGGCGGCAGGUACUCGACGGCCACCACCCGAGAAGCCAAUUCUACGGCGAGUUCUUGGGGUUGGCUAAGGCCGUGUGGUUGUUACACUUGCUGGCAUUCUCGCUGGAUCCGCCUCCAAGCCAUUUCGAGGCGAGCAGAGGUGCCGAGUUCCAUUCUCAGUAUAUGGAGAGCGUUGUGAGGAUCGGCAGGGAGUCGUCGAUGGUCGUCGGGUUCCCGGUCAGCCCUGGUUUUAAGCUUGGGAAUGGGUCGAUUAUAAGAGCCAGGGUCUAUUUGGUGCCCAAGAACUAAUGAUGAUCAGGUUGCAAUGGAGAAGUAAAUCUUUGUGGUUUUUCUUUCUUUCUUUCUUUGAUGUACUUUUCACGUUGUGUAAUAAUAGUCGAGUCUCUCCCUGAAUAAUUUUUGGCUUUAGCUUUCUACUUAAAAAAGAGUAACAAAAAUUAA
This is a messenger RNA of Andrographis paniculata, 1991 nucleotides long. Its product is annotated as protein GRAVITROPIC IN THE LIGHT 1. Gene Ontology annotation, biological process: negative gravitropism; response to red or far red light. The record is from RefSeq and is a predicted model, not a curated record. The transcript is spliced from 4 exons. The coding region runs from base 114 to 1838 and encodes 574 amino acids. NCBI's taxonomy places the organism in Eukaryota, Viridiplantae, Streptophyta, Magnoliopsida, Lamiales, Acanthaceae.